AUGUCAAAUGAAAUCCCCGAUGACUUGUCAGUUUCGGAAUGUUAUAGAUUACUCAUAAGAGCACUUGAUAAUAUAUCGAAAGAUAUCACUACAAAAAUUUCGGAACAUAAAGAAGAAGUUUCCAAAAAGUUCAAGGAGGCCGAUGAAAAAAUUGAGAGUCUACAAAACGAAAACAAGAUACUAAAAAAACAAAUCGAAUCAAACGAAAGAGAGUUGAAGAAAAAUAACGUCAUCAUCUUUGGACUACAAGAAGAAGAAGAAGAAAACCUAUAUGAAAAAGUAGUAGACUUCAUCCAAAACAAAAUCCAAAUUGCAGAUUUCAAUAAAUCGGAUCUGAGCUGUGUAUACCGAUUUGGCAGGCAAGAUACAUAUCCCCGACCAGUACUCGUGAAAAUAUUAGCCCUAUAUAGAAAAUCAGAAAUCCUGAAAAACGGAUACCUACUGAAAAACAGCAACUACUCAGUGAGCAACGACUUAUCACCAAUAGAAAGACAAAAUCAGAAAAUAUUGAGGAAACACCUCAAAAAAGCGAAAGAACAAAAUCUAGAAGCCUAUAUAAGAGGAAACAAUUUAAUAGUGGAUACCAAAAGCUACAAUAGUAGUGAUCUAGUGGAAUUAGAAAAGAACGAAAAAGAGAAGGAAGAAGUCAAGGAAGCAGGGAAAAGUGGAAAGGACAAUAAACCAACAUCCAAAACUAAAGACGAUAGCAUAUUGAAAGGAAAAGAAGUUGAAAUUAGGAAAAGAAAUAACUCGGAACGAAGUAAUGGAUCAUCGAGGAUUGAGUCCCACACGAAGAUAAAUAGCAACUACACCACAAGAAGCCAAGUACCUAGAAAAUAA
Messenger RNA from Phaedon cochleariae (mustard beetle), 840 nucleotides. The record is from the annotation of a GenBank genome assembly. NCBI's taxonomy places the organism in Eukaryota, Metazoa, Arthropoda, Insecta, Coleoptera, Chrysomelidae.